This is a messenger RNA of Botrytis fragariae, 2253 nucleotides long. RefSeq names its product putative long chain fatty alcohol protein. The coding region runs from base 1 to 2253 and encodes 750 amino acids. Lineage: Eukaryota; Fungi; Ascomycota; Leotiomycetes; Helotiales; Sclerotiniaceae. Gene Ontology annotation, molecular function: flavin adenine dinucleotide binding; long-chain-alcohol oxidase activity. The transcript is spliced from 4 exons. The record is from RefSeq and is a predicted model, not a curated record.
AUGACCUCGAAUAUGGUUGAUAUCAUUGCACCAAUUGUUGCUCCAUUACCUGACCCUCCUGAAGAUCAAUACUUCACAGAAUUGCAAUGGAGUACAUUAAUGGCAAUCAUGGAUACUGUAAUUCCUUCAAUACAUAAAUCUUCGGUCACAAAUGAUCCAUUCAGUCAACUCUCAGUUCCCGAUGAACAGUACAGUGAUGCUGUAGCUCAUAUGCGAACGACAAUCUCAUCGCCACCGUCAACGGAAGCAUUAGAAGCAUACCUCAAUGAAAAGCCGUCCGACAUUCCAGCCUUUCAAGACAUCCUUCUUCGUACUUUAACCAUAUAUGCUCGUGAGGAUGCUCGAAAAGUCCUUGGUUUCAUUCUCACCACUCUCAAUACCCGCCUCGGCUCAUUAAUGCUCACAGGCUACGCCUCGCCCUUACAGUCUCACCCAAUCAACAUCCGUGAAUCAAUCCUUGCUAACUGGCGCAAUUCAUACUUCUUUCCCCUUCGCGCCAUUGCCAAAACAAUGUCUGUGUUAGGUAAACACAUUUGGCUGAAAACAUCACCGAAUUUCGAUCGAGUCACGGGUUUUGCCAAAGUUCCCGAUCAUUAUAAACCGGGUCCUCAUUACGAGUACGAGUUUCUUCAGUUUUCGGCAGGCGAGGAACCGUGGAUUAUUGAGACAGAUGUUGUCAUUGUGGGAAGUGGAUGCGGAGGUGCAGUUUGUGCCAAGAAUUUAGCGGAAGAUGGACAUAAGGUUGUGGUGGUGGAGAAGUCAUAUUAUUAUCCUCCCUCACAAUUACCAAUGUCCGAAGCGACUUCGGGUAUUCACCUGUUCGAAAAUGGAGGGGUGAUUAUGAAUGAUGAUUCCAGCAUGUCGAUUGUGGCGGGAAGUAAUUGGGGAGGUGGAGGAACUAUCAAUUGGAGCGCAAGUUUACAAACACAAGAUUUUGUGAGGAAAGAAUGGGCUGAGGAUAGAGGAUUGAAAUUUUUUGGCUCGACGGAUUUUCAGGACUGUUUGGAUAGAGUUUGUGAGAGAAUGGGUGUUAGUGCGGAACAUGUAAGGCAAAAUCAUGGGAACCAGGUGUUAUUGGAGGGUUCGAGAAAGUUGGGAUUUAAUGCGAAGCCUGUUCCACAGAACACGGGAGGACAUGAACAUUAUUGUGGACAUUGCUCAAAUGGAUGGCCAGUUGUGUCCUGGCUACCAGAUGCCGCGAAGGCUGGUGCGGAGUUUAUUGAAGGAUUUAAAGUCGAUCAUGUUAUUUUUGACGAAUCGGAUGAGAAAAAGGCAGUUGGAGUGAAAGGAGUUUGGACUUCGAGGAAUAGUCAGGGUGGUGUCGAUGGUCCUCUAUCUGAUAAAACAGUUCGAGAAGUCAUUGUCAAGGCGAAGAAAGUUAUCAUCUCGACUGGCACGCUUUGGACUCCUGUUAUAUUGAAAAAUAGUGGUCUCACAAAUCCACAAAUUGGAAGGAACUUGUAUCUUCACCCAGUCAGUAUGGUCGGUGCAGUAUUCCCCGAGGAUGUGAAACCAUGGGAAGGUGGCAUCCUCACAAGCGUAUGCAGCUCUUUCGAAAACCUCGAUUCGCACGGCCAUGGUGUCAAGCUCGAAGCAACCUGUAUGAUGCCAUCCCUCUGCCUUCCCACUCUCAACUACCCAACCGGAUUUGACUAUAAAUUCAAAUCCCUCUUCUACCGCCACAUGAACGUUUUCAUCUCCAUCGCUCGAGACCGCGAUAGUGGGCUUGUAUAUCCCGAUGCCAAGACCGGCCUUCCACGAAUCUCAUAUACCCCGAGCGAUUUUGACAGAGGUCACAUUCUGCAAGGCGUCCUUGCUUUGGCAAAAAUCUGCUACGUAAGCGGCGCAAGAGAAAUACACAUCACGACUCAGGGCAUUGAGCCUUUCAUUCGUACUCCGUCUUCUCUUUCCACCAAUUCAAUUGACUUUUCUUCCGACCCCGCCUUCCAGACUUGGCUCACAACACUCUCUACCAUCAACACAAAGCCUCCAGCCUCCCAAUUUGCAUCUGCGCAUCAAAUGGGUACUUCACGCAUGAGUACACGCCCGGAAAAUGGAGUUGUAGAUCCCAAGGGAAAGGUUUGGGGCGUGGAAAAUUUGUACGUUAGUGAUGCAAGUGUAUUCCCAAGUGCGAGCGGAGUUAAUCCCAUGAUCACGAAUAUGGCGAUUAGUGAUUGGAUUAGUAGGGGCAUUAGUAUGGAAUUAAAUGGGCAAGUUGGCGGAGAGACGGUCGAGGAAAGAGCGAGGUUGUAA